AUGUCUUCAUUAACUCGAUUGUUACAAGAAAAACGAAAAAAUGAAACGUCAAAUUCAUCACCGAGAACUUCAGCUGAUACAUUGACCACAACACCCGAGUCACAACCUCUUGACGUUCAUUCUAGGAAUAAGAGCAGCAGUCAUAUUGGUAGUGUGAGCAAUGGCAGUAGCAGCGAUCGCAAUAGGGCUAUCGUGCCAGUGCCUGGCAGUGUCACAACUGUUACUCAAAUAUACUCAGAGGAAGAUUCAUCAUCUACGGCCGGUUCCUCUUUCGACGAUAGAAAUCAGUUUUCCUCCAGCUUCCUUAAUGCAAACUUUGCUCACACCGCGUCAUUCUAUGGUACAAGUGCACAAAGUAAAGAUAGAUUCGGAUCCCUAAUAAAUGACCAGGGUGCUGCAGGAUUUUCCUCACAUGGCGGUUCUCUUGCUGCACAGAAUAGAAUUACCAGUAGAUUAUCCGCCACGUCGCAUACUUCAGGAAGGGCCAUUCCUUCUUUGUCAUCCAGUAUACCUUACUCCGUGCCAAAUUCUAACAAAGAUAACAAUAGCUCAAAUAGCAACAGCUCCUCUUUAUCUUCUUCGUGGCUCGAAACAUACGCGGGUGGUAUGCCCAAUAAUAUUUCUGCAAUCGAUUCUAACGUUAUAUCUUCUCCAAAAGUGGAUAGUGUCGAACCACGUUUCGUUAUUUCCAAACAAAAACUUCAAAAAGCAUCGAUGGAUAGUAAUAAUGCCAAUGCUACUCAAUCAAGAUCUAUUUCCCGCUCAGGUUCAUUUUCUUCACAGCUUGGGAAUUUUUUCUUUUCCAAAAACUCAAAAGAAUCUUCAAAUCCGAACUCUGCAGGCAUGUCCUUUUCUGUCAAUUCCAAUGGCCCAUCUCCGAACAUUAAAAAUCCUAACGCUACAAAUGGUUCAACACCUAUUCCCAAGCCUAUCCGUGCAAGACAAAGCAGUAUAUAUUCUGCAUCAAGACAGCCAACUGGUUCCUAUACGGAUAAUUUUUACGGCUCCCCCUCAUCAGUACAUGACCACUUACCUCCAAGUCAAAGUGUUCCAAGGUCGCAACAUUCUUCCAUUGGUGAUUUAAAGAGGUUCUUCAAAAAGAGUUCUAACAGUAAUAUUUCCUCGAACAAUAACAACGUGAUCCCGAAUGGAUCACCUCUUUCUAGCGGAAUUGCUGUUCCCUCGCAUUCUCAUUCAUCGUCCCAUUUUUCAGCAGGGAACAAUUCGUAUUCCACUAGUUAUAACGGAAAUGGGGAUACUAUCUAUUCUCAUAACCACGGUGGUUCGGGGAUUCCGUUUUCGAAAAGGUAUGUUAAAACUGGAGCAGAUUUAGGUGCUGGAGCAGGCGGGUCUGUUAAAUUGGCCCAAAGAAUUUCAGAUAACAAAAUAUUUGCUGUGAAAGAGUUUAGAACUAAAUUCGAAAAUGAAUCAAAAAGAGAUUACGUCAAGAAAAUUACAUCCGAAUACUGUAUUGGUACGACUCUGAAUCAUCCCAAUAUUAUUGAAACAAUUGAAAUCGUGUAUGAAAAUGAUAGAAUUUUGCAAGUUAUGGAAUAUUGUGAAUACGAUUUGUUUGCUAUCGUAAUGAGUAAUAAGAUGUCAUAUGAAGAGAUUUGUUGUUGCUUCAAACAAAUACUUACCGGUGUACAAUAUUUGCAUAGUAUUGGCUUGGCUCACAGAGAUUUAAAGCUGGAUAAUUGUGUUAUAAAUGAAAAAGGUAUUGUAAAAUUAAUCGAUUUUGGAGCAGCUGUAGUAUUUUCGUAUCCAUUUUCAAAAAAUCUUGUGGAAGCAAGUGGAAUUGUUGGCAGUGAUCCAUACUUGGCACCUGAAGUUUGUAUAUUUGCCAAGUAUGACCCUCGUCCCGUAGAUAUCUGGUCUUCUGCAAUUAUUUUUGCAUGUAUGAUACUGAAGAAAUUUCCAUGGAAAAUCCCGAAACUAAGAGACAAUUCAUUCAAACUGUUUUGUUCCGGACGUGAUUGCGACUCCUUGAGUAGUUUGGUGACAAGAACUCCUGACCCACCUUCCUAUGACGAGUCGCACUCAACAGAAAAGAAAAAACCUGAAAGCUCUUCUAAUAAUGUAUCGGAUCCUAAUAAUGUUAAUAUUGGGCCACAAAGAUUACUGCAUUCAUUGCCAGAAGAAACUCAGCAUAUUAUUGCACGCAUGAUUGAUUUGGCACCCGCAUGUAGAGGAAAUAUCGAAGAAAUCAUGGAAGAUCCUUGGAUUCGUAGCAUUGAUAUGUGCCAUUUGGUUGAAGAUGGAUUAUCGUUCAAAGUGGUUAGAGGAGAAGACCAUCAUCAUACACAAGUGGAUCAAAGUGAAGCCCAUAUUGCAGGCCUAGAAAAGAAAAAGAAAAAACAAAAUAAUCAAUAA
Messenger RNA from Saccharomyces paradoxus, 2373 nucleotides. RefSeq names its product serine/threonine protein kinase NPR1 (gene NPR1). The record is from RefSeq and is a predicted model, not a curated record. NCBI's taxonomy places the organism in Eukaryota, Fungi, Ascomycota, Saccharomycetes, Saccharomycetales, Saccharomycetaceae. Bases 1 to 2373 code for a protein of 790 amino acids. Gene Ontology annotation, biological process: intracellular signal transduction; protein phosphorylation. Gene Ontology annotation, molecular function: ATP binding; protein serine/threonine kinase activity. The transcript has a single exon.